Molecule: messenger RNA, 1836 nt
Organism: Scatophagus argus
Lineage: Eukaryota; Metazoa; Chordata; Actinopteri; Scatophagidae
Gene: trit1
Product: tRNA isopentenyltransferase 1
Exons: 11
Coding region: 60-1520 (486 amino acids)
Biological process (GO): tRNA modification
Cellular component (GO): mitochondrion
Molecular function (GO): ATP binding; tRNA dimethylallyltransferase activity
Source: RefSeq, a predicted model, not a curated record
CGCUCUAAGCCCAGUGCGCAUGCGCGCGACUGUCAGCUGGGCACCUUGGAAGCGACAUCAUGGCGGCGUCCGCUCCAGGCGUGCAGUCCGCCUUGCGGAGAGCAAUGGUGCCAUCUUUAGUGGUGAUAUUAGGAGCUACCGGUACGGGAAAGUCCAAGCUGGCGAUCGAGAUCGGAAAACGGCUUCAGGGAGAAAUAAUCAGCGCCGACUCCAUGCAGGUGUACCGGGGCCUCGAUAUUAUUACCAAUAAGGUGACAGCUGAGGAGCGCGCCCAGUGCAGACAUCACAUGAUCAGCUUUGUGGACCCAUUAGUUACCAGCUACACGGUGGUGGACUUCAGGAACAAAGCCCUGGCUUUAAUAGAGGACAUGCACAACAGAAACAAGCUGCCAAUCAUUGUUGGAGGAACAAACUAUUACAUUGAGUCUCUGCUGUGGAGAGUCCUGCUGGAUACAGGGCAGGAGAAUGUGGAGAUAGCAGACGGAGGAGAUGGGGCUCAACAAAGGAAGUUGGAGCUAGAGAAACUGGGAGGAGCGGAGUUACAUAAACGACUGGCGGAGGUGGACCCCAAGAUGGCUGCCAUGCUGCACCCCAACGACAAGCGCAAGAUAGCCAGGAGUCUACAAAUCCAUGAGGAGACAGGCGUCCCUCAUAGCAGCUGGCUGGAGGAGCAGAGGGGGCAGGAGGGAGGUGAUGGGCUGGGGGGUCCGCUGAGAUAUCUAAACCCCUGCAUCUUCUGGCUGCAUGCUAAAAUGGAUGCUCUCGACAAGCGGUUGGAUGCUCGUGUAGAUGAGAUGCUGUCUGCUGGACUCAUAGAGGAGCUCAGAGACUUCCAUGUCCUCUACAAUCAACAGAAAGUCCAAGAUGACAGUCAGGACUAUCAACAUGGGAUUUUCCAGUCAAUAGGUUUUAAGGAGUUUCAUGAUUACCUGACUGUUCCUGAAAGCAGCACCCAGCAGGAGAAAGACAGACUGCGAGACAAAGGUAUAGAAGCUUUGAAGAUUGCUACAAGGCGCUACGCCCGCAAACAGAAUAAAUGGGUCCUUCACCGCUUUCUUAAACGACCAGGAGACAACGUGCCGGCGGUGUACGGCCUGGAUGUGACAGACGUGUCCAGGUGGGAGGAGACGGUGCUGAGCCCUUCACUGCAGAUACUGGACAGUCUCAGAAAGGGUGAGGAGCCAUCUAUUGCACCAAUCAGAGUGCAGGGGUCGGAGCAGAAAAACAAACGGAGCCGCCAUUCAUGUGAUCUAUGUGACAAAGUGAUCAUUGGUGACCUGGAGUGGACAGCUCACUUGAAGUCCAAAAAGCAUCACCAUCAUGUGAGGAAGAAGAGGAAGUUGGAUUCCGCCUGUGGCCAAUCCCAGCUUAGCACUGCACCUCCUGCCUCUGCUGCAGAGACUGCAGACAGCCUCUCAAAGGACUCUUGUGCUACUGUUGCCCCGGGCUGCGGUGAACCCUCUGAGGAGUCGUCCCCAGACACCGUAACAACACACAAGGAAGUACCUGUGACAUUUUAAUGGGAGGCUCUGACAUCUUCAUUCAGGUUCCCACCACUUUUCUGCACUAAGAACUGAUCCUCACUGAAUUGUGUAACAAAGAGCAUAUUGUCCACGAGUAGUGAAUAUGGAUCCUUGUGCUGUAAAUUUUUUCAGUAGACGUGUCAAUGGUCAGGUCAGUUCAACGCUGUGGAAUCAAAAGGAUAAAUGAGAUGUUCUAUGGCAUUUGCAAGCAAGGAAAUGUAAAUUCUAAGGACUCCUUUUUUAACCUGAAAAUCUAUAAGGGCUGUAUUUUUUCUCUUUUAGCCAAAUGUGCCUUAAAUGAAGAGACGAUUGC